CAAAAGUUCGGUUGGCCCACAUGCUCAUUGCCUCGAACCGAAAUAACGACGCUCAUGCCUUACUCAAACAAGCACUAGAUGCACAAGUCAAUAACCUUAAUUUACGUGCAUAUUACACCCAUUUCCUACUUCAAUCUAAUCUACAUCAACAUGCGCUCAAAUUCGUCCAUGCGACUCUUCAAAUGAACAAGUCCGACCUAUAUGGUGCUUGUGCUGCGGCUUGGCUUCAUUAUCAACUCGCUCGUGAAAUCAGAAGCACGAACGAAGAGAUGAUCAGAGACCGAAGGCACAAGUUCCGUAGUGCGGCAGAGUUUUACGAAAAAGCCUUGAGCAUCGAUCCAGGAUGUGCUAUUGCUGCCCAAGGCUUAGCCAUUAUCGUUGCCGAAGAUGCAUUGGGUGUCAUGUCAUUGAAGCCUGCUGGAGCUGCGGUUGAGGAUGAAGAUACCCGUAUGAGAAACACCCGCGAUGCCCUGGAUGUAUUCGCCAAAGUACGAGAAGUCAUUGCAGAUGGAAGUCUAUCGAAAUACUAUGACAAUCAAAAUUCAUCUGUCCUCUUGUGUCUCGCGAGGACGUGGUAUGCCAAAGGUGCUCGAGACCAGUCAUUUGCUUCGAUGAAAAAUGCUUUGAGAAUUGCUCAACAAGCACAACAAAUCGUCCCAGCAGACAAGGCUAUACGAUAUAACAUUGCUGUCAUUGAGCAGAGAGCAGCUGAGCUUGUAUUCUCACUUCCAGUUGCCAAACGUACCCUCGAAGAGUUACAACAAGCUUUGGAACACGCCACACAUGCCCAACAUUUCCUCUUUGCUCUCUCAGAGGAUAAGCAUAGCGGAUCCUUACCCUAUGAUCGAGUAAUGGCUGAACAACGUCAUAUGUACGGAACAGCUUUGCUCCGAAAAGGAGCAGAUCAAGUGGCUCAACAGGAAAAGUAUGAAGGGGAGCAAAAGGCUAAACUGGAAGCUACACGGGAAACGAGAAUGGCUGAAAGGGCAGCUGCCCAAGCUAGAGAAAGAGAGGCCGAGGCCCUUGCAGAAGAGAGGAGAAAGGCGCGAGAGGAAGCGGCUUUGUGGGCUGCUCAACACCGGGACGACUCUUCAGAAGAAGAAAAACCUAAACGUCGCAAGAAGGAAAAAUCUGCAAAUGAUGAUUUGUUCGAUGAUGACGACGCCGAGAUCAUAGCACCGAAGGAACCAAAGGAGCCAAGGGAGAAGAAAGAGAAGAAACCCCGUGUGGUCCGGAAACGGAAAGGAAAAGAUGGACAGGGGGGAGAAGAGGCCCACAGCAGCGGCGCAGAAGAUGCCGACAAACUUGAGAGACCGAAAAAGCGUCUGACUAAGAAGCGGGUGGUGAACGAUGAAGAAGAGGAAGAGGGGGAGCACCGCGCCCGUAAGAAAUUUAAAAGCGCGGAUGUUAUUGAUGACUCCGACGAGGAAUUGGAGAGACUGGACAGAUUGGAGGAAGAGCGCUUACGUUUGAGUAAGGCAGUCCUCACAGAUGGAGAAAACGAAGGGAAGAACUCUGCAAAUGAAGACGUAGAAAUGGCAUAA
Molecule: messenger RNA, 1544 nt
Organism: Acaulospora colombiana
Lineage: Eukaryota; Fungi; Glomeromycota; Glomeromycetes; Diversisporales; Acaulosporaceae
Source: the annotation of a GenBank genome assembly